This is a messenger RNA of Cuscuta epithymum, 1553 nucleotides long. Lineage: Eukaryota; Viridiplantae; Streptophyta; Magnoliopsida; Solanales; Convolvulaceae. The record is from the annotation of a GenBank genome assembly.
CCUUUUUUAUUUCACUUUUGGAUAUGUUUAGCCAACCGCCUCCUCAGAGCACAGAGAGACGCAAUGAGUUUUUCUCGAUUGAAUGAUGAAUGCCUUGCGUAACCAGCUCCUCCAUGGUUUGAUUUUCCAUUGAUUUAUUAUCCUUAAUUGUACUGAAUUCCCUAUUGAACUUGGAUCAUACUGGAAAUUAGCAGCGGUCAGAUCGAAUCUCCAGGAUUUGAAUCGCAACCAGCAAUGUUCAUCGUCACACUGGUUUUUGGGUUUCUAUCCGGACGAUUAUCCUUGAAUCUAAGAGUGGUUUGGGGCUCUCCGUCUCCCGAUGCAACUCCUCGACUACUUGGCGACGACAAAGGGCCGUAUUUUGGCCAGAAACCACCAACGACGUCGGGACAGUUUACUGUUCACCGUCGAACAGAGUUCUUAAUCCUCCGACACGCUAAUCUGUUUUUGAAGGUGAUUUGGGACUCGCUAGGUCCAGAAAAAUCGCAGGGCAUUCUUAAUCUCCCAAGCCGUGGUCCUGUUUUUUUUUAUCUAAGAACUGCAGCAAUGGCGAAGAGGAAUCAAGGUUACGGCUUCCAGGUUUGAGGCUUUAGACAAUCUCGAUGUUGAAUUCCGUCCCAGUACUAUCCGCUGGUAAGUUGAAACGGACGGGUAAAUCUUCUACUGAGCCGGACAAAUCUGAUGCUUCUACUGAACCGACUGGCCUUGCAAGAGCUGGGGGAAAUGCUUUAUGUACACAGCAUGACAGCAGUGUACACAACACUCUACACAGCACAAAAAGCCCCCACCUCCUUAUUUUUCACCCUAUUAACCCCUCCCCUCCCUCCUUCCUUUCUUUUCCUUUUUUGCUCUCCUUCCCUGCGCCCAACUUCCUUCUCCCUCUUCCUCUUUUUCUUUUCUCUCCCUCCUUGCGCCCAACAUCUCCAGCCUUUUUCUUCUCCCUCGUUAUCGAUCUUCAUUGCUUUCCUCUUUAUUUUUCCCUCCUUUCUUUUUAUUUCCUCUCUUUAUCUCCCUUUCUCCAUCUUUUUUCUUCUCUUUUCUUGUUUUCUUCAUUUCAAAAGCUCUCACUUUUUUUGCAGAUCUAAAUCCACUCAGAAAAAUAGGAGGAGACACAACUUGAGUCUACUUUGCUCUCUCAAAUAUUAUUCAUGAGGAGCUUUAACCAUGUGCCUGCUUCAGGGACAUCUUCUACCUCUUCGUGACCAAUACUAGUAUCUUGAAGGCAUGUGAUUGAAAACUAUGUCUCUUUUUCAAUCGGGAACAAGACAGGUGAUAUUUCAAAUCGUGGCAUGAAAUGGAUUCAGAAGGUCAAGAAUGAGAGAUUUAAAGCAAAUGAUAAUUACACACUUUAUUUUUGUAAUUAGUUAUGUUGCACAAUUAAUUAUCUUGUAUUAAAAUUAUAGUGUAUUUAAACUUUCUUUUUUUAUCACAACCAAAUAUAGUUUGUUUCUAAGUGUAUUUGUAAAGAUAAGCUUUAACCAAUUGUUUGUAUCCAAAUAAUUUUUAAACAAGCUUGUUUUGUCUGUAUGUAGACAAUUUCAAUCAAGUUUUUA